This is a messenger RNA of Paramecium pentaurelia, 819 nucleotides long. The record is from the annotation of a GenBank genome assembly. Lineage: Eukaryota; Ciliophora; Oligohymenophorea; Peniculida; Parameciidae.
AUGAUAAAUUUAAUCUCAAUCAUAUAAAUUGUCAUAUUUAAUGUAUUAGGAGCUCUCAUUGCUAAAUACUAAUGCGAUUGUUCAUUAUUUUUAGAAGAAACAGUUUGUUUAGGAUUAGACACUUGUGAUUGGUUUAAUGAUCUAUGUAUUUAAAAAGAUUGUUCUAAUAUUGAUGAAACUGAAUGUGAUUUAAUUGGAAAGUGUAGUCUUAAUCCUAAAGGAAAAUGUGAAGCUACUCAAUUUUGUAAAGAAUAUUAAGUCAAAGAUUAAAUAGAUUGCAUGAUAAAAAAAGGAAAUUGUGCUGCUGAUAAUAAAACAAAUACUGCUGGAUUUUAUUAAUGUAAAAAUUAUAUUUCCGUUGAUUGUAAUUCAUUAGCACCUGAAAAUUGUACUAAUAAUUAUGAAGAUGGCGAAACUUUUUGCUGGCUAAAUUCAACUAAAUAAUGCUAAAGCUAUAGCAUUAAUUCUUGUGAAGGAUUACCGUUAGAUAUCUGUGAUAAAUUAAAUUGUAAAAACUCAAAUGGGAUAUGUUCAUCCUUUAAAUGUUCUGAUAUAACAUCUUAAGAUUUGUGUACAUAUGUAAAAGAUGGUUAUUGGGGAGUAUUGACACUUUGUUAAUGGAAAGAAGAUUCAACUCCAAAAUGUAUUGAUAGAACAGAAACCAAUGAUUUUACUAAUGAAACAUGUUCUAAGUUGACAGAUGGUAGAUAUUAUUGGAAAAAUGAAUCUUGUGUAUCAUGUCCAAAAAAUUUUGAAGAUAGUCCUAAUUCCUCGUUUUAUUUAAUUCUCAACUUAAUUUUUAUUUUGAAUUAAUUAUGA